Messenger RNA from Trichoderma atroviride IMI 206040, 645 nucleotides. NCBI's taxonomy places the organism in Eukaryota, Fungi, Ascomycota, Sordariomycetes, Hypocreales, Hypocreaceae. The record is from RefSeq and is a predicted model, not a curated record.
CAGGGUGGCAAUGCCUCGGGCAAGCCCAAGUUUGGCAGCAUCGUAGAAGAUCCUUCUGAGCGAGCCAAGGCCGAGAAGCGAGCUGCCAGAUUUGCUGCAGCGUAAGCUGCUCAGCUCAUAGGCAGCUGGUUACUCAAGAUGGAAGAUGAUGACUGGCAAAGAUGUGAAUUUAGCUGGACUGAAGCUCAAGAAAGGCAAAGGAGUAACUGAAAAAAAAAUGUUCAAGAUCUAGGUUUAUAAUGAGAGCGUCUGGAAGGGAACGGAAGGUGGGAUGGGAUGAAAUGGCAUGUGUAUCAUACGAAAGCGCUUUUUCUAAUAAGAGGCAAAAAACGGCGUUUUUUUUUUUUGGUUUUGAAACGAUUUACUGCAUUUUACCCUGAUGAUGCUGCUGCUGUUGGAAGCAAAUGCCUGUCCAUACCAGCUGUUGGCCGGCAUAUGCGAUUCUGGGACUGUGUUCAAAGAGAACCUCGUAAAAGGAAAUGAUGUUGGCCUAGACGCCAAUAUGCACAAAGUAACAACCUACGGUAGAACCAAUGCCAAAGAGGUUAAUGGCCUUUAGGGUCUGAGCAAAGCUCAUCUGCCAGCUUCUCAUAUAAAUGGACCGCUCUAAAUAUCCAUCAAUCAGGUAAUUACCCUUUCAUUAGC